Molecule: messenger RNA, 2542 nt
Organism: Cuscuta epithymum
Lineage: Eukaryota; Viridiplantae; Streptophyta; Magnoliopsida; Solanales; Convolvulaceae
Source: the annotation of a GenBank genome assembly
GGAAAAACAAAAGCCACCUAAUAUACUUGUCCUGAGAGAUAAUACACCUGACGGUAGGCUAUGUUACUACUCUAUUCUCAAGUAUCAUCAGGAUAGUGGGAGCUUCUCUCUGGUUCGAGACACUGUCACACACACAGGUGACAUGUAUUUAGGCCAUGAACUUUUUGGGUGUAGUGAAGGCAUGUUUUGUUUAAACAAUUACGGGGAAAUGGUUUUAUGGAACCCAUUCCUCAACCAAUUCAAACACGUCCCGAAGUCGCCUAUUCCUCGGCUAGCGGUCGGUGACAACGACUCGGUCCACGUGGAUCCCGUUAUGUUCGGAUUCGAUCGAGAAUCCGAACCCACGGGGAAUUUUAAAGCUUUUAGCUUAAUCCAUAAUAUCCUUGAUCCUGACGGUAACGAUUAUACUUCAGAAAUCAAACACCAAACAGAGGUGUACUCAUUGAACACAAAUUCCUGGAAACCAAUCAAAGUCUCUAUUGGUGAUCAUUACUUCUAUAUAUACGGGGGGAAUCCUGUACAUGUUGAUGGUAAAUAUUAUAGGCUUGCAACUAGGUCCUGUGGGGAGAAGCUUACGAGGAGUGUCAUCAUUUCAUUUGAUUUUAGUAGUGAGGAGUUAUCUUUCGGUGAAAGGCCCGAGCCCGAGGACGAAUCGCCGCGCCACAAGUGGGAACUCUUCGAUUAUGGAGGGUUGCUUUGCGCGAUUCGUUACCCCCGUCCGGAUGGGGAUGAAGAAUCUUGGGAGGUCUUCCUGUUGAAGGAAGAUGGGGGAUGGAAAAAGAAGUUUGCAUUGUUGGGUUCCCUCCUUAAUUGAGAAGUUCAUGAGAAUUCUAGAAUAUUGCGGAGAUGUCUAGAAUUCUCUAGAUGUGUGUAGAGAAAUAUUGCAUGUUCUAGAAUAUUCCGUAGCUUUCUAGAGAGACGUAGAAUUAUCUAGAAGCGUGUGGAAGAGUGUAGAAGCUUCUAGAACAUUCUGAAGCAGUGUGGAGUUCUCUAGAUCCUUCUUGAAGAUUAGAGAAGCUUGUUGUUAGUUCUUGGAAGAAUCUAGAAAUGUAGUGAUGUAUAGAAAGUUCUAAAGAAGCUUUGAGAAGAGUAGUAUAAAUAGAAGUGACACUCUUCAUUCCUAGGUGAGCCUCUAGAGAGAGAGCCAUGUGAGGGCCUAAAGAGAGAGCCUAGAGAGAGCCUCCUCAAGUGAUGAGAGAGAGAUCCUUGAGGAGGCUCUUGAGUGAAGGCCUCCUGUAGAGAGGGAUGUGAGAGUGAAGUAGUCUCAUACAAAGAGUGAUGUGAGCUACCCGUUUACUUGUAAAAUAUCUCUUGUACAUUUCAAUUGUAUAAUACAAAGUGAUAUUGUUAGAUUGAAUCUUUGUGUUACGAGUGGGUGGGUGAAUGUACAAGAGUCCUUUGAGCUGGUGAUCCUGGAAGAGGUCGGGGGUCGUGUUUUCCCCAAUAGUGGUAUCAGAGCCGAGGUUGUUGGAGGUAGAGUAACGGGUGGAAUUCGUCGUGGGGAUAGAUCUCGUCUUACCAUAAUAGUAGCAGUGUUGGUAGAGGCAUUCGAGAUCAUGCUCUUUGAGGGGAUGUUGGACUUCACUUUAGAGCUUGGGUCAUACAUAUAUGGAGCAGAGUGAUGAGAUGCAUCGUGUGGAUAUGAUGGUUCUCAGGCUGGUCUCGUGAUUUGAUCUAUUAGUGGUGCGUUGUAUCAAAAGUCUUCCUGAUAUUGUGGUGGUCAGGCGGCGUGUCCCGUUGGUAAACAACGGCGGUACAAGAAGAAUUGCAGGUCAAGUGUCGGCGGAAAGGAGAUCUUCUUGAGAACAUCUCAUACAGGGUUUGGUCUUGCGAUUUGAUCUACUAUUGGUGUGUUGUAUCGAAAGUCUUCCUGAUAUUGAGGUGAUCAGGCGGCGUGUCCCGUUAGUAGAUAACGGCGGUACAAGAGAGUUUGGUGGAUCAAUUCUUGUUGCGGAGGAGAUCAUGACCAUUCCUAGGUGGCUGCUCGUAUGGUGUGAUGCAAGCAUUAUUGUUUGAGGGGGAGCAACUCACAUGUGAGGUGGAGACUGCUGAGUCUAAAUGUGAGGCUCGUAUUGGUGGUUGAGUGUUACUUCUCAAUUAAGUCGGUAGGGAGAGAUUUGUUGGGUUCCCUCCUUAGCACACAUGCUGAUAUAAUAACUAUAAACAAAGUGGACAAACUAUAUCAUCUGCAUGCACAAACUGAAUUUGCACACACACACUGAUGUUACUUGUAGAUGAGACUGAAUUAGUAUUUUACUGAACUGGCGUAAUGAAAGUUGUUGGCUUUCAAAUUGUUGUGGUUGACGAUGGUGAAACUUGGGAUUGGAGCAGCGUGACUUGUGUUUCAAAUCAAUUAUAUUCCAUUGAAAUCCAUAUAAUUUUAUGAAAUAGAAUUCCAUAGAAUUCCUUUUGAAUCUCAUGGAAUCUAUAGAAUUCUAUUAAAAUCCAUGGAAUCUACACUCCUUUAAAAUCCAUUAAAGUUUGUAUUGGGGACACCCCCCCUAAGAUUAUAGAACGGAAUACAAAUCCACAUGGCUCUGCG